Molecule: messenger RNA, 816 nt
Organism: Malania oleifera
Lineage: Eukaryota; Viridiplantae; Streptophyta; Magnoliopsida; Santalales; Ximeniaceae
Product: proline-rich extensin-like protein EPR1
Exons: 1
Coding region: 1-816 (271 amino acids)
Source: RefSeq, a predicted model, not a curated record
AUGUUUCUCACACACCUCCUAGUUUUCCUAAGGGGAGCGGUGGUGGUUUUGGUGAUAACCACCACUCCUUGCGCGGCCACCGACUACAAGCCAACCCCAACCUCAACAACAUCCCCGCCACCACCAGAUUACAAAUCUCCAACACCGCUAACCCCCAAGUACACACCGCCACCCUCCCCGCCACCUUACACUUCUCCACCAGCACCGCCAGCAAAAGAGAAGCCCCCCGCUCUCACCCCUCCACCACCAAGUUACAAGCCUCCAGAUGAACAGCCCGAGCCCACACCAGCACAAUCACCGCCGACUAACAAAGCACUACCUCCCGUUCCCACACCCUCACAUCCAGGGUACAAGCCACCUGCGGAAAAGCCCCCAAGCUCUCCUCCUGCCCAGGCACCCGCAUCACCAAGCAAUGGGGUUCCCACACCGGCAUACGGCGACCAGCCGCCUUCUUCACCAGCCUCAAUUGAUAAGCCCAAUCCCGCAGCCCCUCCGUACAACAAGCCACCUGCUGAAAAGCCCCCAAGCUCUCCUCCUGACCAGGCACCGGCACCACCAAGCAAUGGGGCUCACACACCAGCAUACGGCGACAUGCCUCCUUCUUCACCAGCCCCAGUUGGUAAGCCCAGUUCCCCAGCCCCUCCGCACAACAAGCCACCUGCUGAAAAGCCCCCAAGCUCUCCUCCUGCCCAGGCACCCGCAACACCAAGCAAUGGGGCUCACACACCAGCAUACGGCGGCAUGCCUCCUUCUUCACCAGCCCCAGUUGAAAAGCCCAGUCCCCCAGCCCCUCCGUACAACAAGCCACCGGCUUAG